AUGCCUGGCUCUGUCAGAGACACGCCGAGUGCAUCCCUGCCUCCCAAAGACUGGCUUUCGGCUCUCGAAUUGACCCUUAUCUCACCAAGAGUUCCUCAUAUUUUGUCCCAUCCAUCUUCACCAACACAGCUUUCGUCAUCUCUUUCACUACCACCUCCAUUACCAUCUCCUUCAGAGCCGCCUUUGCCCAUGAAAAAUAAGACCAGACGAUACACUCUAAACUCGUUGACUGCCGUUGCUACAGCCGCUGCAGCUGCUCGUGGCAAAAACGAGAGACGUCCUAUCUCAUCAUUUGGCGUCACUGGUGCAAAUAUGGACCAGGCGCAAAUGCAAUCUCGUUGUGGUGACUCCAUGCGUCGAUCGUUUGGCUCACGAUCUGUCCCCUCAGGACUGGCUGGCCUCUUGUUGUCCGAUGAUCUGCUGUUUGAUGAAAGUAGGUCAUAUUUUAUCUACUGUUCUCGGGAUUAA
Messenger RNA from Protopolystoma xenopodis, 468 nucleotides. The record is from the annotation of a GenBank genome assembly. NCBI's taxonomy places the organism in Eukaryota, Metazoa, Platyhelminthes, Monogenea, Polystomatidea, Polystomatidae.